Messenger RNA from Eurypyga helias (sunbittern), 2048 nucleotides. It is a transcript of the gene GTF3C3, whose product is annotated as general transcription factor IIIC, polypeptide 3, 102kDa. The transcript has 14 exons. NCBI's taxonomy places the organism in Eukaryota, Metazoa, Chordata, Aves, Eurypygiformes, Eurypygidae. Gene Ontology annotation, biological process: transcription by RNA polymerase III. Gene Ontology annotation, molecular function: protein binding. The annotation marks the transcript as partial. The record is from RefSeq and is a predicted model, not a curated record. Gene Ontology annotation, cellular component: transcription factor TFIIIC complex.
GAUGGUGAAAAUGCAUCUGCUGAGGAAAACACUGAAGAUGUAGAGGCUCCAUCUUCAUCCAGAAAAGCAUCUGGGAAAUCCAAAAGUCAGGAUGAAACUGACGGGGAAACUUCAGAUGGUGUCAGUAAAUCUGUUCAUCGGGUCUUUGCAUCCAUGCUUGGGGAAAAUGAAGAGGAAGAGGAGGAUGAAGAGGAAGAGGAAGAAGAAGAAGGAGAGGAAGAAGAAACUACUGAGCAACCCACAGCUGGAGAUGUUUUUGUGUUGGAGAUGGUACUCAAUCGAGAGACCAAGAAAAUGAUGAAAGAGAAAAGACCUCGCAGUAAACUUCCUCGUGCCUUGAGGGGUCUGAUGGGAGAGGCCAAUAUCAGGUUUGCUCGAGGAGAACGUGAGGAGGCUAUUCUGAUGUGCAUGGAAAUCAUUCGACAAGCUCCUCUUGCUCAUGAGCCCUUUUCCACUCUUGCCAUGAUCUACGAAGACCAGGGUGAUAUGGAGAAGUCGUUGCAGUUUGAACUGAUUGCAGCUCACUUAAAUCCGAGUGAUACUGAGGAGUGGGUUAGACUAGCAGAAAUGUCACUGGAACAGGACAAUAUCAAACAAGCUGUUUUUUGCUACACAAAAGCUCUGAAAUACGACCCCACGAAUGUGCGUUAUCUCUGGGAGAGAUCGAGCCUAUAUGAACAGCUGGGGGAACAUAAGAUGGCUAUGGAUGGCUACAGGCGUAUUUUGAAUCUUCUCUCUCCCUCUGAUGGAGAGCGCUUUAUGCAGUUGGCUAGAGACAUGGCAAAGAGUUAUUAUGAAGCCAAUGAUGUGACCUCUGCUAUUGAGAUAAUAGAAGAAGCCUUUACCAAACACCAGAGCCUUGUCUCCAUGGAAGAUGUUAACAUUGCAGCCGAACUACAUAUUUCUUCCAAACAGUAUGACAAAGCAUUGGCGGUUAUUACAGAUUUUGCAGGAAUUGUCCUUGAAAAGAAAGUAUCAGAAGUAAGUCCAACUGAGGAGAAAAAAGAUACAGGGGCAGUGGUAAAAACUCAGGAAAGCCAGGAGGCGGUGACUGAGGACCAAAGUCAUCCAGCUUCUGAACCCAGCGCUGCAGCUGUGGAGAAAGUCAGCUGCCACAUACCUGAGGGCGUUCCCAUAGACAUCACAGUCAAGCUGAUGGUGUGCUUGGUUCACUUGAACAUCCUAGAGCCGCUCAGUCCUCUUUUGACCACUCUGGUGGAACAAAAUCCAGAAGAAAUGGGUGACUUGUAUUUGGAUGUUGCAGAGGCAUUUCUGGAUGUUGGAGAAUACAGCUCAGCACUGCCUCUCUUGAGUUCCCUCGUCUGUUCGGAACGAUACAACUUGGCUGUUGUCUGGCUUCGGCACGCGGAGUGCUUGAAGGCUUUGGGACACAUGGAGCGUGCCGCAGAGAGCUAUGGCAAAGUGGUUGAUCUUGCUCCAUUGCACCUGGAUGCAAGAAUCUCACUUUCAACCCUUCAGCAGCAGCUGGGCCGACCUGAAAAAGCUCUGGAGGCUCUGGAACCCAUGUAUGAUCCAGAUACACUGGCUCAGGAUGCGAACGCUGCCCAGCAGGAAUUAAAGCUACUCCUCCAUCGUUCGACACUGUUGUAUUCCCAGGGCAAAACGUAUGGUUACAUCGACACUUUACUGACAAUGCUGGCAAUGCUGCUGAAGGUAGCAAUGAGCAGAGCUCAGGUGUGUUUGAUAUCUAGUUCCAAAUCUGGAGAGAGACACCUCUAUCUUAUUAAGGUGUCAAGGGAUAAAAUUUCUGACAAUGACGACCAAGAGACAGCAAAUUGCGAUGCAAAAGCAAUUUUUGCUGUUCUCACGAGUGUUCUGACAAAAGAUGACUGGUGGAACCUCCUCCUGAAGGCUAUAUAUUCUUUAUGCGACCUCUCCCGGUACAAGGAAGCAGAACUACUAGUGGAUUCCUCAUUGGAAUAUUACUCAUUUUAUGACGACAGACAAAAGCGCAAGGAGCUGGAAUACUUUGGGCUCUCUGCUGCAAUUCUGGACAAGAACUUCAGAAAAGCAUACAACUAUAUCAG